AUGUCCUUCCGCCCACAGCAGUAUCAGCCAACUUGCCUCCUCCCCUCGCCUCCUUGUCUUCCAUUCGGGACCAACCGGCCUUUUGCUCGGUCCCUCUUCUUGGGCUCAGCCCACCACCCCGCUACCAACCGGAUGUUCAACUGUCCUUCCCGGUCGCUGCGGGUGAGCCCCUCCCAGGGGUGCAUAGUCUUCCUCGUGGGUCAGGUGCCGAGCCAUUCCUUUCUUGGACUGGUCUCGACGUCUGUCUCCAUCCGUCCUCCUCGCGAGGUUUUGCAAGCCAUCGGAUUUGUGGUUUUGCUUGGCCUCCCACAGGUCCUGGUCCUGGGUCUCAGCAUACUUGGGUUCGGUAUGCUGCUUUCCCGCCUCCGGACUCUUCUUCCUCCGUCCUUGGAGAUGCCGGCCUUCUUUGCCGUGCUUCCUCUUGGGCUCCGCCGUUGCCUCGGCUCUUCGCGGUCUGCCAAUCCUGGCCUCGUCCUUCCACAGCCCCCGGCUGCUACAGUGUAUUGCCAAUUGGCUGCCUCGCUUGCAAUCGUGACUUUCUCGGCUUCGGCUCUGCGCAUAUCGGUUCAGCGAUACCGCUCUUUCAUGGAGGUUUCGGAUACAGCGUGCCUAACACUUGCAUCGGACGAGCACCCGUGGGUUGCAUGGUGCGCCUCGCACCUGUGCGCAUUUUGCGCUACAGGCGGACGCUUGUGUGCCAGCCCCUUUCUGCAACCGGUUAUCUUUCUUGCCAGGGCUGCGAAUUGUGAUCGCCCUCUCCUCGUCUGGACAGGUACACGAUUCCCCGCGCGCAAGUCGCGGCGCCGCCGCCCCUCGGUGUCUCCAGGCUGGCUGCCUUUUUUGUGCCAGGUUUUGCUUGGACACUCGCUGCCCCUCAGCGUUUGGGCAGCCCCUGGUGGUGCAGAAGGUGCUGCUGCUCUUACGGCUUCCCUUGCCACCCACGGCCCCGUCAGCCACCUUAGUGACAGCGCGGCACUGUCUCCUGCUCUCUCUUCGACUGGUGUGCCGCUUUCGGGCGUCCCUGCGAAUGUCAUCGAUGUUGCCCAGCUAGCUGCAGACUCUGCCGAUCCCAAUCUGCACUGUCUUGUCUUUGCGGCCGGCUACCGCACCGAACACUUGGUCUUGGACGUACCAUGCGACAUCACUGCUGAUGCUCUUGUUGCCCGGGUACAGGUUGCUUCAGCCUUGGUGCAGCGGCUUUCUCCGGCCCACCUUUUCCCGGCACACCCGCAACCUGGACAGGGGUAUGCUAGUUUUGUUGUUGUCCCAGAUUGGGUGCCCGCCGAUCGACGUCAGGUUGUGCUUCUUGAUUUUGCACGGAUGCGCGGCCCUGUUUUUGCACACGUCUUCCACAAUCCCCUUACAUACCGGGAUCUUGUGACAGAGGCUGUUGCACAAACUGACGAGCUCUGGCAUGCAUAUAUACCCAACAGCUUCGAACCCCUUGCUGUUGGCUGCGAAGUCACUCUGUCGAGUGGUGAUGUGAUCAGCUUUUCACCCCGGGAUGUUCCGCUGGCACGGGAUUCAGACCUCACUCUGCUGCUGUCCAGACCCUCGUCAUGGCAGCGUGAGCCCGACCACAUCCUGCUUGAGCGGCCUACUUCUGCCUGGCUUGUUAUCCUGCCGCAGUCCGUGCAAAGUUUCCCUUUCUACGGAACUUUUACUGCCGAUUUGCAACAGGCCAUCGCCGAUCACAUGGACAGUCAGGUGCAGCACAUCAGCUUCGGGCACCCCACUGAGCCACUAACCGACGUGGUGCAUCGCGGGCGGCUCUUCGAUAAAAUUGCUGCCGCUGACCACCGGUCAGAGAACCUGCCUCCCGGCCCCAAUCUCGGGGCGUUUGUGUUCCUUGACGCGAGGCAGUCUGCCCGCGGCCUCGGCUUUUUAUUCGAAGGACAUGGAGCUGUCGUUCCUACCCAGGACGGUGUCCGAGUGCUUGGCUUACGCCCUCCGCGCGGUUUCCGCACCUACGCGGAACACGUUUUCCUUCGACGCGAGGGCCUUCCAGUCGUCGAUGGAUGCGUCUUGGUUCUGGGCUAUGAGUUUGAUGAGGACACAGUUGGCACCGUGCCUGCAGCAGCCGCCCCUGGUGCUAUUGCUAGUGUCACCGACGAGAGGCUCGACAGCGCUCCCUCUGGCGCAGCCGGCGAAGCAGCCUCCCCCUCCCUCGGACCUGCCCCACCGCCGCACAUCGGGUUCCUAGUCCUUAGCCCUCGGGUCGCGCCCAUUACUCUCGAGAUUCCGCUCGAGAUCCCGUGCUCCCCCCAGCACGCUUGUGAAACCCUUGCGUCACAACUGCGGACAAACUUGGCCACCACGUAUGAACAUCUUGUGGUCGCCCAGCCACAACCGGACCGCAGGUUUUGCACUUUCAUUGCCCUCCCGUUAUGGGCCACACAUGUGGUCUGUGUGGUCGUGGAUGCUCGGGCUGUCGACGGGCGGCUCUUUGCCAUGCACUUGGACAGUGGCCUCUUUCCACGCUCCAUCCUUGUCCAGAUCAGCCUCCGACCAUCCCUAGGAUUCCGGGUUAUGCAUAAUGAUUAUGUGCAUCAAGCCCAAGAAGCGAUCUUCCUUUCAAAGGGAGAUGUACUCUUCAUCCUCCCUGCCCGAGCUGCUGCUCCAACCCCCCCCAGGCUCCCAGACAUGUUGUACCAGCUCGACGGCUGGCACCUGCCGGUACCGGACUUUAAGGGAUUCCUGCAAACCCCCUUUUAUUUGCUCACCGAUGCUUGGAACACUGUUGCGGACUUCCCGGCCUCCGCUUCCACCUCUUAUGCAGCACUCAGACAGUUUGCUAUCGCAUUCCUGCGAUACGAGGAUCAUAGAUCCUCCCUUCAGACACUGCACCCACGUGUAGCUGACUACAACUUCCAUGGCAUCGUGUGUCGCGCUGUUCUGAUUGCCACGGAGCAGCCUAUUGGUCCUCCGGUUCCGCCUGCAAGGGCCAGGCCGCCAUGCAUUGCAUAUGCCAUUGAUAGGCGUGCUGUUCUAGCGGACAUUACCUGGCACAUCACUCCCACCGGCCGAGUUGAUCUCGAUGCCCUCAUGCGGGAGUUUAACCAGCACCGUCCGGUUUCUAUACUUCCAUCACAGGCGGUUUGCCAGAAUGCGAAGGCACCAGGACCUUCUUGCGUGUCGACAAUGGCCAGGUGCUGA
Messenger RNA from Symbiodinium sp. CCMP2592, 3156 nucleotides. The record is from the annotation of a GenBank genome assembly. Lineage: Eukaryota; Dinophyceae; Suessiales; Symbiodiniaceae.